Toxoplasma gondii ME49 is the source of this 6890-nucleotide messenger RNA. RefSeq lists its product as hypothetical. NCBI's taxonomy places the organism in Eukaryota, Apicomplexa, Conoidasida, Eucoccidiorida, Sarcocystidae. The record is from RefSeq and is a predicted model, not a curated record. The coding region runs from base 1 to 6822 and encodes 2273 amino acids. The transcript is spliced from 3 exons.
AUGGCAGCUGCCUCUCGCCUCUCCGUACCUCCGAGUCUUUUCUCUUCUGCUCUCGCUGAAGCUUCUUCCUUCGCCUCGCCUCCUCCUUCUCCUCCUUCUCCUCCCUCCUAUUCUUCUGCGUCCUGCUCGGACUGUGUCUUCUCGCCUCCUCCUCUAUUCACCCCAGAGUUUCUGCCGCCGUGGUUCGACAAGAACCUCCGGGAGGCCGCGCUGGCGGCUCUGCCCUGCUGUCGCGCCUGCUGCUCCUGCUCGACGGCGUCGCUGCGGCCGGUGGAAAAAGGGUCUCCGUCAGCUGGGGAAGUAUCUCCUUCCUGCGCCGCCUCCCGCCUUUCCCCGGCGUCGUCCGGUAGUUUCUCGUCUCUUGUCUUCCCCUCCGCUUCCUUCUCAAGAGAGCAGGAGCCAGCCAGCCCAAGUCAGGCGGAAGACCUCGAGGAGCACGGAGAAGAAGGAGAAGGAGAAGGAGAGAAAGAGGACGAAGAGAAAGAGGACGAAGAGGCGCGUGACGAAGGCCGGCGCGUAGCCUCUGUCUCCGGAUGCGAAGAAGAGCAGGGAGAUUUCGGCAACGAGGAAGCCUACAGAGAGAAGUCAAGGAAGCGAAAGGCUCGCACAUCGGGACUCACGCCUUUUCUCCGCCGCAUGCGCCUCUCGGCGGACUUGGCUUCUUCUCCCCUCGCCCGAGCAGAGACUUCCGAACUCGAGGUUCCCCCGUCGAAAGGCCCUUUUGUCCUCGGAGAAGCGGCGCUUCUCUCCGACAGCGAGGCGACUCUGGGCGUCAACCCAAGGCGACCGCAUGCCCGUCGAUCUUUGCCUGCUUCGUCUUUCAUCGCUUCUCAGCAACGCCUUGCGUUUCCGCGAGGGACUGUGAGGGGCGACACUCUGACGCUCAAACCGGCCUGCACCAGCGAAGAGAGAGACAUUCCCCUCGGCACUCUGGCAAAGCCGCGUCGCCUCUCACAACCGGAGCAUCACCUCACUCCUUCCGCCUCUUCUCCUUGUUCUUCUCUGCGUCGUUCCUCUGCUCCUUCUUGGCCUUCUCUCUCUUCUGCGAGUAGCUGUUCUCGUGCGUCUUCUCUGCGUUUCUCUCCGUCUGCUCCAGGCGUUUCGAGCCUGCCGCGUUCCGAGCCAGACCGCGCAGGAAGAGCCGGAACGCCCGUGGGUGAGAGGGGAUACUCGCGAGAGAGAGCGCUGAAGCGCGGAGACAGAGGCCCAGGCAGAGAGUUUGUACGCGGCUCCGAGGGAGCGGCGAAGUUUGGGACCUGCGCCUGCGGCUGUCUCGGGUGCUUGUCUUUCUCGAAGGGAAGACAUGCAUCCAGUCGAGUCUCUCUUGCGCCUUGCUGCGCUCCUUCGCAAACCGUGAAUCCUGAAGCCGGUGCCAGCCGCGACCUCUCAGCCAAGGCGCCUGGGCCUUCUGGCCCGCGCCCGACCGUCUGUAGAGUCCCCACCGCGCAGGGAGUUGCCGGAGCUGCCGCGGCUCUCCAGCGUCGAGCCUCUUCGCUCAGCACUGGCGCCUGUGCGGAGUUGCAGACAGAGGCUGCUCUGCUGCAGUCUCCGUCGUCUGGAGCAAGGAAAGAAGAAAGCGAACAAGGAGGGGAGGCAGCCGACAGAGACGACGCGGAACGGACUGAAGCAGAACGGACUGAAGCAGAACGGACUGAAGAAGCGAGGAGAAGGGCAGGAGCCGAAGAGCCAGGAAAAAGAGAGGCGAAGACGGGGACGGGGAGCGCGUUUGAGGCUCGGGCUCUUUGCAUGCAUCAAAGAAGCGCACUGGAAACGCAGAUCCACUCUCUCCAGAGACUCAUUUGGGAGUUCGCCUUCGACCCGCGGGACUGGCCGCGCCUGCGGCAGGUCGACCGAGCGGGACGGUCCUUCGCAGAAACAGCGUCCAGAGCAUCUCUUCGCCUCCUUCGGCACUGUCCUGCUCCGACAGCCUCGCCAGGUGUUUCUCGCGCUUUCUCGCGCCUCGGACAUCUGCUUCCCGACCUGCUCCUCGACUGCACUAUGAGCGACUUCCUCGAUCCUUCUUCCUCUGCGCCUGUCUCGCUUUCUGCCUCUGGAGACACCCACCCCGCAAGGCUCCUCGCCGUCUCGCCCCCGCUGUCUCCUUCGCUUGCCGGCUCCCGCGGCCCUGAAGGGGCCUUCGGAGCGAGCUGCGACUCCGCCCGGAAAGCUCGCGACCCUGGGUCUCACUGCCGGCAGGCUGAGGCCCCCUGUCUCCAAAACCUGUCUCCUCUCGAGAGCGGCUGUGGGGAGUGGUCCGUCUGGCUCUUUGACAGCCAGGCGCAGCCGCCGCUGCGGCGCCUGCCCGCGGGCGCCGCCGCGGCGCUUGGAGCCCGAAGCGCGGGGGGACUUGCGCAGGCGCUCGCCGGCGCCGCGGAGACCCUCGAGGUCUGUGGGGAGUGGGUCGACUACGCGGAGGGCACAAUUCUUCUGUGGGGCAGGCGAGAAGGAGCGGAGGCGCCGACAGGGAGCCAGUUCCCUGUCGCAGAGCCCGAGGGUCGAACGAAGACAUCAUUGGAGACGGAGACGCGAGAGGAGAGUGACCUGUCGCGGAGCUCGAAAGAGAAGACGGGAACCUCUGAGCGGUUUCUACCUCCUCCAGCUUCCCCUACAUCUCUGGAGGUCGCGUCGACUGGUCAAGACAUGAGCGCAGUUCCUUCGUCUUCUGCCUCGGCCUUCAGUUCCUCUGCAGACUCUUCAUUGUCUUCCGAUCUCUUCCGAGAGGCACAGACUUUCUUUCAGGCGCGAUACCGCCAGCUGCUGGUGGACGCGCUGCACAAGCAGACGCUGUUGGGCAGGGAGAGGAAGUCGGCGAGAAACUCGCUGCCCGGUCGGUUUUUCGAGGCCGCGAUAGCAGAGGUCCUGGCCGCCUCGCCGUCGUCUCCUCACCACGCAGGGCGCUCGCGCGUCUCGCCCCUCUCUCCUGCCCAGUCGCUCGCCUCCGCGACGCAGGCGACCCGAAGUCUCCAGGCGUUCCAGACGCAGACGAUUCCUUUCCUUUCCGAUCAAACGAAUACGUUUCUGUUCGAUAUCGUCUGGGCUCGUCCGCGCUCCGGCGACCGAGGGAUCUGGGGCGACUUCCGGCCUGCGGGUCUCGGGGCUGAGAGCUUCGGCUUUUUCGGAUCACCACUGCCUUCCGAGGGGCUGCGCGGUGGUCGAGAAAGCAACGCAGAUUGGCCCUCUGCGUUCUCUGCUCACGCGGGGAGCAUCCUGCAGGAGCCGAGUGGAUGGAAACGCCCUUCGUCUGCCGCAGGACCUCGACUUGCGAACUGCCCAGUCUCGCCAUCUUCGUUUGCUGUCUCCGCGUCUCGUGCGCCUGCCGCUUCUCUGGAGUCGCGGCCUCCGCUGGCUUCUGCUGGCCCUCGCUGGAACAAUCCGGGCACCGCCCCGAGGGUGGGGGGCGGCCUGAUCGUCGUUUACCGGCGCUUCGCCGACUGGGUAGAAGCUCUGUGCCACAGGCGCUUGUGGGGGUUUCUCUUCGUUGCCUUUUCGCGGGGACUCGAGGCCGCGCAUGCGUUUGUUGAUCUAUACGACUCCACAGGCCGGCCCCCGUCCUGGGAGGGCUACCUCUCAGGCCCCCCCUCCACCUCACGUUGGAGACCUUGUUCCCACGGCUCCUGCGCCCUCUCUGCGCCGCGCGAACUGCCUCCUCUUCUUCUCGCCGACCCCGCUUCUUCUCUCUCUGCGCCUGAGCGCUUUGGGCUGAGUCCCCGCUGCUGGCGCCUUUCCGAAAGUGUGGGGUCGCGCGGAGACAGCGCACUCGCUCCCGUCUGGCGUGGGCGCCCGCUGCUGCAGCUGCGAGGAGACAGUGCAGCUCCCGGGGCCUUGCGAGGCGUCCUCUUCGAACGCAUAUGGGCGGCAAGCUUCUUGUGUCACCUGCGGCGACGGGGGGACUCUCAGCAGGGCUCGUGGAUUCCAAGCGGCUCUGUUCUUCUCUCUUCUUCGCCGGCGCAUUCCGCCGGUCCUCGGAAUACUCGAACGUCUCGAGUUGCGCGCCUUGGCCUGGAAGUCGGGCCUGCGAAAGGCGAGAGAGAGAGCAGAGGAAGCAGACAGGACGAAGGGAGCGACGUCCGUGGGCGCUUUUUUCGAGGCAGACAAACCGGAGACUCUCGCAUCCACAUGGGGGUCUACGAGGGUCACGAUGGCAACGAGUUCGGCGAAGAGAGAGAACAAGAUGCAUGCGAUUUUUCCGCAUCUCCUCGCUCGGAAGGCGGAUCUCUGUGGGUCCGGCUGCCUCCGGAGCACCUCUCGCUUUCCCCCCGGGCACCCCCAGCGCCGCGCCUCUUCUCUGCGUUCCAAAAGGCGAUGGAAGCCAGGAAAAGCGAGGGCGCCUCUGGACCCCGUCCGUCGCGGCCGAGCCUCCUCGAUCUGGAGGAGACAGCUGAGGAAGUGACCCGCGAUUUGUGUUUGGAUCUGAGAAGAACCGGGCGUUUCCGCGUCUCCAGCCAGUCUCCUGCGCGCUUCCAGUCCCCCCGCGUGGAGCAACAGCAGGAGCAUGCGUCGGUCCACGGAGGCGCCGCGGCGCCGGCCCGAGGGCCCCACACCGGUCUGUCCCCACCUCGAGCCGGCCGAGUCUCUUUUCUGUUCUCUCCGUCGGAGCCUGCGCCCUGGCGCCUCUCGGGCCGGACGCGUCUCACUCUCCCUAGGGACGACCAGGACAGUCUCCUCCCGGUCUCUCCGUCUGUCUGCUUCUCUGCCGACGACCAGGCAGACGACGAGUCAGACGACAGAGGUCCCGACUCGGACCGGUCUGCGGCCUCCGGGCGGCUCCUCCUGGCGGCACCUGGCCAGCCUCGCGCCGGCAAGCGGAUGCAGACCCCACCCUCGCCGCAGGAGGGGCGCCGGUCUGGCCAGCUCGCUGUCUCCUACCCCAGUCGGGCGCGGCAGUCCAGCGGGGGCUUCUCCGCUCAGUUUCGCCUCGCGCCUCGGCGACGCGACGACCGCCGCGGCUCCCAGGGCCCCAGAGCGCGACGGUCGUCGGACCCUGUUUUCCUCUCGUUCUUCUCGCCCUCGCCAGCCGGAGCCCCCAGCGGAGACGAGGAGACAGAGGACGCAGGCGAGCCUGGCGCCGAUGGGACUGGGCUGCGGCUCUCCCUCUCGGCGCCCCCGCGCCGCAGAAGUACAAGCAGCGGGUGGCGGCUGGGGCGCGAAGUGGAGACAGGCGGUCCGGGGGCGCGGGGCGAACGGAGACUGCGCCGCGCGGGCCUGCAGUUCAGCAUGCAGUUCAGCACGCCUGCAGCGCUCCAUCCGAUGCAUGCGCGGGUCGCAGGCCCAGGGGCCUGGAGGCGCAGGGCGGCAGGUCCUCGCCUGAGCGGUGGUGUCUCCCUCUGCACUCACCGGGAAGCCUGGGAGGCCGCUUGCGAGCAGGCAAGAGAGCCCACGGGCCUGGCAGAGGAGAGAGAGAGACACGUAGGAAGAAAAGAACGAGAAACAGGUUCGGCUGGACAGCACUCGGCGAAGGAUACUAAAGUCCUGUCAGGCGUAGAGACGACUCUGCCUGCCUCUUGGGGCGCUGCCAAAGAGCCCUGCCCCACAACGACCACCGCUUCUUCUUCAUUCUCUUCGGAGUUCUCCUCGCCGUCCAUUUCUUCGGCUGCAGUUCGAUCUGCAGGGCCUUCCUCGCUUCUGCCCUGUCUCUCGCCGGCCCUCGUCGCCGCGCCGGCCCCUCUAGCCCUCGGCGCUCUGUCUCCGUUCGCGAGUCGCGAGGAGACAGAAACAGAGGCUCCGGCGCGACGCGUGCAGAGUGCGAGCCUCUCCGCGUCUCCCUUCGAGUGUCUCUCCCCGUGGGGAGUGCGAGAAGAAGGCGCGAGCGAAGACGACGGAGUGAGACCGAAACGCGGCCGCAGAAACAGCGGCCUCUCACCGCUCCUGCAGCGCCUCAGCCUCCAUGGCGAACCACCCACCGAGGCCGAGGCCCGGCGAGCGGCCGCGAAAGCGGCUCGCGAGGAUGAAGAGCGAGAAGGAAAGCGCGAAGAGGGCCAGGAGACUCGCAGGUCUCCCCAGACGCGCCACAGCAGCCCGGGUGCCUUGAGCCCUCGCAACGGCCGCCCUUCAGAUGGAGAAACCGGAAGGGACCUGGCGACAGAGGCGACCGCUUUUGGCUCCUCUCGUGCCUCUCUCGAGCAGACGCUCGCUUGUUGUCCCUGCACAGUCUCCUCCUUGGCUGCGCCUCGUUCUUCUGCGGUCGCUCUGUCGCAUGAAACCAAACCAGGAGGGACCGGAGACCCCCCACGGGCUAACACGCCCCCGGAAGGAGCCGCGCGUCCUUCCAGGCAAGCUGAAGAGGCUGCGUCUCUCUCGUCGCUGUCUCCAACCUCCGGUAGAUCUUCGUCGUCUUGUGUCUCCUCGUCGUCUCCUUUCUCUCUGAAGCGCUCAGGGGGGCACCGAAAGGCGUCGCUUGCCGCGUCGCCUGUCUCCUCAUCUCGCGCGUCUCGCCGCCCAUGCAACGGCUCGAGACACGGCGCGUGCGCGUCCUUGCUGGGCGACGCAGACCUUGGUUCUGCUGCCGUCUCUGCUGCUGGAAAUCCCCCCGGCUCGGCUUCCACCUCGACGUCGAGCCACCAGACAGGCUGCGGGCAUCGCGCGGUCUCUCAGAGUCACCGAAAGCGAAAGGCAGAGACACCCGAGGGAAGGGAGCAGGGAAGCGGAGACAGUGAAGGCGGCGCCAGGGAGGCGAAGCAGGUGCGAAAGGCCUCGACCAGCAACCUGAGGAUGCCCACCGGACGCGCAAAGGCGCGACUUGGCCCCAGGUCUGUCAGCCGCCGUCGAGCUGAGCUCGAGCGCCACCAGAGGCAGAAGAAGGAGAAAGUAGACUCCGAAGAAUAGGAGACAAUGGAUGUAGUUGGAGACGGCGAACCGUCGCCCGCGUUUGACCAUACGAGGACAGCUGCGUC